Alternaria arborescens is the source of this 1113-nucleotide messenger RNA. RefSeq lists its product as hypothetical. The coding region runs from base 1 to 1113 and encodes 370 amino acids. Lineage: Eukaryota; Fungi; Ascomycota; Dothideomycetes; Pleosporales; Pleosporaceae. The record is from RefSeq and is a predicted model, not a curated record. The transcript has a single exon.
AUGAUCAAGGUUAACCGCUUUGUGCUCGUGACUUGCAAUGGCGGUCUGCAUUCUUCGCAUAUACUCAUGCAGAACGACGUACCUUUUCUAGCCAUCGGCUAUGGACCUGGAACCUCCCCCAGUGAUCCUGCGACCAGGGAUUUCCGGGGUUAUGCCAUACAUGUCACCAUAGGGAACAGCAAGGAUGAUUGGCAACGGUAUCUAGCACCUUCACAGUUCGUGAUGCCAUGUAACAUUAUCAUGCUUUUUCGAGACCUUGAACUCAUACGCCAAGCUAUCAUGCGAGGAGAUGAUCUCCUGGAGGAUGGCAUAGACGUUGUGCUGAUAAGCAUUGAGCUUGGGCCGGCCGCUAUAGUUCCACUGUAUCAAACAGAAGCCCCAACGACAUACUUCUCCUCCACUAAAGUACAAAAGGAGCUACUGGAACCCUUCCGCCGAAGAAUCCGUGACGGAUCAAACGUCGACAUUAGUGGCAUAGUCGACGAAUCCCUGGUUCAGUCAGCCCUAAAGGACCUUGCACGAGACAAAUUUGACGACCUCGACGACUUGAUCGAGUCAUGGAGAGCGCGUGUGGCACAAGGUACAAAAUUGUGCGAGCGAGGACACCCUGAUGGUAUGGCGCAUUGGCUCAAAGUCAUUAAGGAAAUCAUGAUAGCGGUCGAUGGGCCCAUGUGGACCCGCGUCGUUGAAAAAGGCGGCUCUCCGUUCGUAGGAAAGGUCGCAGAGCUUUACUACACCACUAACUUCCACAUCGUGGCUUAUUUCCUCCUGCGGCUCGAAGAAGGAGGUCGCGAUGCCAUAGCUAGCAUCCGAUAUGCAUACGAGAACGUGAAACGUGGUGAGGAGGCAGAAUACUGGGGAAUUGAGCACUCAUGGAAACUAUCCCCGGCACAACAUAUGGACAAGAUAUUCUAUUAUGCAAAGUUCUGUAGGUUAUGGGGAGUGCCGACCCUGAUUCCGGCGGCAGUCCACUGGAUCGAUCAACUGGUUCAUUUGUUCCCGAGCAACCCCGAAUUUCUGGACGAAAAACGGAAGAUUGAAGCAUGGAAGCGGAGUGCAGGUCCCGUCGGCGAGAGUGUCUUCAACGCUAUGAUGAACGGGCUUGAACUAUAA